AUGCACAUGAACAUCGCCAUAGUGUCUCAGCGCUGCACACGGGUGACUAGUGACGCCUGUAAUUUUCACCUCAGUCUCUCCACCAGACGCAGUGCAGAGCGCGUGAAGCUUUGAUGAGUGUCCAAAGUAAGUGGAAGUGCUGGAAGUUUGGAGGAGGGGACGCCAUCUUGGUCCCGGCUCUCCACGUCCCCAACACCACGGCUGCUUUCUCGGCAACGCGGCGCGACUCGAGUUGAGGCUAAGCAAGGUGCUAUGGAUGAGCUGCAGAGUCUGGAUCCGCGCCGGCAGGAGCUCCUGGAGGCACGUUUUAUGGGUGGAAUAAGCGGCAGCACAGGCAGUACUGGUAGCACCAGUGGAGGAACCAAGGCCUUAACAAACAACGAAUGUUCAAAUCAUAGCUUUGGCAGUCUGGGAUCUUCUAGUGAUAAGGAGUCAGAGGGUUCUGAUGUAAAAAGAGGCAGUUCUCCUGCAUAUUCAACCCCUGAAAAGAAACACUCUGAGUCAUCCAGAGGAAGAAAAAGGAAAGCUGAGAUUCAGUCGGAGAGUAGCCAAGGGAAAUCUAUCGUUCGGGGAGCCAAAAUUAGUGACUAUUUUGAUAUACAGGGUGGUAAUGGGUCCAGUCCUGUUAGAGGACUACCACCAGUUAUUCGUUCUCCCCAGAACUCACAUUCCCACUCUGCACCAGGAUCCAGUGUCAGGCAAAACAGUUCAUCACCCACCAGUCUCACUUUUGGGGACCACAUGAUGCACCCUAAACAGUUAGCAGUAAAGAGUGUUCAGACUGAGCUAACCAUGUUGAAGCUGGCUGCUCUGGAGAGCAAUAAGAACUUGGACCUGGAGAAAAAGGAGGGUAGGAUAGACGACUUGUUACGGGCAAACUGUGAUCUCAGGAGACAAAUAGAUGAACAACAGAAACUACUUGAAAAGUACAAGGAACGCUUAAACAAAUGCAUCAGCAUGAGCAAGAAACUCCUCAUUGAAAAGAGCACACAGGAGAAGCAGGCAUGUAGGGAGAAGAGCAUGCAGGACCGUCUGCGUUUGGGACACUUCACCACUGUAAGACACGGGGCCUCAUUUACUGAGCAGUGGACAGAUGGGUACGCCUUCCAGAACCUCGUCAAGCAGCAAGAGUCUAUAAACCAACAGAGGGAGGACAUAGAGAGACAAAGGAAGUUAUUAGCCAAGAGGAAGCCUCCUUCAGCUAGUAACUCCCAAAGCCCCAGCGCCAACUCGGAGCUAAAGCAACGCAAAACCAAGGCUGUUAAUGGGUCCGAGACUGACCCCUUCCUUAAACCCAGCUUGCCUCAGUUAUUAACUAUAGCCGAGUAUCACGAGCAGGAGGAAAUCUUCAAGUUGCGCCUUGGCCAUCUCAAAAAGGAGGAGGCAGAGAUCCAAGCUGAGUUGGAGCGCUUGGAGAGAGUGCGGAAUCUUCACAUCCGAGAGCUGAAGAGAAUAAACAACGAGGACAGCUCUCAGUUCAAAGACCAUCCAACUCUGAAUGAACGCUACUUGUUAUUGCAUCUGCUUGGUAGAGGGGGCUUCAGUGAAGUCUACAAGGCUUUUGACCUUAUUGAACAACGUUAUGCAGCUGUGAAAAUCCAUCAACUCAACAAAAACUGGAGAGAGGAGAAGAAGGAGAACUAUCACAAACAUGCCUGUAGAGAGUACAGAAUACACAAGCAGCUGGAUCAUCCACGAAUAGUGAAACUUUAUGACUAUUUCUCACUGGACACAGACACGUUUUGUACAGUCCUGGAAUACUGUGAAGGCAAUGAUUUGGAUUUCUACUUGAAACAGCACAAGCUGAUGUCUGAAAAAGAAGCUCGUUCAAUCGUCAUGCAGAUUGUUAAUGCACUAAGAUACCUGAAUGAGAUCAAACCACCUAUAAUACACUAUGACCUUAAACCAGGGAAUAUAUUGCUAGUGGAUGGAACUGCAUGUGGAGAAAUAAAGAUCACAGAUUUUGGUUUGUCUAAAAUAAUGGACGAUGACAACUAUGGAGUGGAUGGGAUGGACCUCACAUCCCAAGGAGCUGGCACUUACUGGUACUUGCCCCCCGAAUGUUUUGUUGUGGGUAAGGAACCUCCAAAGAUCUCGAACAAGGUGGAUGUGUGGUCUGUGGGAGUUAUCUUUUUCCAGUGUCUCUAUGGAAGGAAGCCUUUUGGUCAUAACCAGUCCCAGCAGGAUAUCCUGCAGGAGAACACUAUUCUCAAAGCCACUGAGGUGCAGUUCCCAGUCAAACCUGUGGCCAGCAAUGAGGCCAAGGCGUUUAUCCGACGCUGUCUUGCAUAUAGGAAGGAGGACCGGUUUGAUGUGCAGCAGCUGGGCAGCGAUUCAUAUCUGCAGCCUCACAUGAGACGCUCCAGUUCCUCUGGUAACCUGGCCUCAAGUCCAGCUCCUUCAAGUGUCAUCUACUGACAAAUUGCACUGACUCACUGACUGAACGUUGUGCUGGCCCAUCACUGCUCUCCCUGCUGCAGGAACCGGACAGGAGCAAAGCAGGCAAGAGACAAAUAUGUCCUCGGUUUGUGGAUACUGGAGACUGACUGUUAAAUCUGGUGUUUGGAUUUGCGCAGUUUGGCCAAUUGAAGUGAGGAAGGAAAAGAUCAAACCUUCAUUCAGAAAGGGAGUGGUGCGUAAAUGUUGAAGCAUAAUGGCCUUUUAAAAAGUCUAUGAAGCACUGCUCCAUUUAAGUAACUUGAAAUGUGACUUUUAUUUUUUUUAUUUUUUAUUUUUUUUUUGGUAGCAGUUGUCUUGAAGAGAUAGGUGACCCGACACCUACCGUAAAUGAAUGAAUGCAGUCUCUGCCAGUUAAAAGGAUUGCAAUGAUGUUUUUCUGGCAGGUAUGAAGUGACUUACAUGCAUACAGUAGGUCUCUAAGGUUUUCACUAUAUACUUGGCAGCGAUAUUUUGGAUUUGGGGGAGUGUUAGCUGUUUUCUGUACAAUUAGCUACAAGAAUGUAAUUAGCAUAUGUUGUGACAUGUAGUGUCACAAUAGGGCCAGACAAAAUACUAAUUUUGAAUGCACAAAAUAACCAAAUGUAGACAAAUGACAAUGUACAGAAUCCCUAUGCAGGAUUUAAAAAAAGAAGAAAAAAAAGAAUCCCUUCUAGAAAGUUAAUGUAUAUUUGCUGUACAGGACCAUACUUGCAGAUAUUAAAUUUCAACAGAUAAAUUCUGUACAAAAGUGUAAGAUUUUUUUUUUUUUCCUCCUUCUUGUAAAUCUGGUUUCCUGAAGUGUUUGCUGCUUUUAUGUUGCUUUUUAAAAAUGGCUGUAUUGAACUACUUUGGGUACGAAGUGUACAGUUCUGUUGAAAUUUAAAAUGGUAAUAAAUGCCAGGUUAUUUGUUGCCUCAAA
Messenger RNA from Neoarius graeffei (lesser salmon catfish), 3358 nucleotides. RefSeq names its product tousled-like kinase 1a (gene tlk1a). Gene Ontology annotation, cellular component: nucleus. Gene Ontology annotation, molecular function: ATP binding; protein serine/threonine kinase activity. The transcript has 23 exons. Bases 253 to 2418 code for a protein of 721 amino acids. Gene Ontology annotation, biological process: peptidyl-serine phosphorylation; intracellular signal transduction; chromosome segregation. NCBI's taxonomy places the organism in Eukaryota, Metazoa, Chordata, Actinopteri, Siluriformes, Ariidae. The record is from RefSeq and is a predicted model, not a curated record.